AUGACGCUCUAUUGAUAAAUAUGGAGAAAUUAAAAAAUGCCUCCUCUGAUUUGUCACUGAAAAUGUUUGAUGAUUUCCUCUCCUCUUUCUAAUAAGGUCAUAGUGAGUGUGAUUGGCGGCUGUGGGGUCUCUCUCUCUCUGUCUCUCUCUCUCUCUCAGGUUCUUCAGUCUCUCUGGGGGAGUGGAGGUGAAGCUUGUUCUGCUGCUGAGUUGAACGGAGUGUGUUCAGGUCAGAGGGAGAUGGACAGCUGUGUGCUUCUCAUUCUUUUGUCCUCCACAGUUACGCUCAUCACAGCUGACAGUGUGAGGUUGGUAAAUGGUGGCAGUCGCUGUGCUGGGAGAGUGGAAGUUCUUCAUAGAGGACAGUGGGGAACAGUCUGUAGUGAUGACUGGGAUAAGAGUGAUGCUGCAGUGGUGUGUAGAGAGCUGGGCUGUGGAGAGGCUGUAGAUGCACUAAGUGGGGCUCACUUUGGACCAGGCUCAGGAACAAUCUGGAUGGAUGAUGUGCGCUGUAGUGGAUUAGAGUCUACACUGAAGAACUGUUCAUCAGCAGGAUGGGGACGAUCAAACUGUGGUCAUCAUGAAGAUGCCGGAGUUAUCUGUUCAGGUCACAGAAAGUCCAGACUUGCUGAUGGUUUCCACCUGUGCUCUGGGAGAGUGGAGGUUCUUCAAGUGAAGACCUGGUUCACAGUGUGUGAUGCUGACUUUGACCGGCAGGAUGCAGAGGUUGUGUGUCGAGAGCUGGGCUGUGGUUCUCCUGUGGAGGUUCUGGGAGCAGAUGCUUUUGGUAGAGGGGAGGGUCAGGUGUGGUCAAAGGAGCUUCAGUGUAGAGGAAACGAAUCUGAAAUUACUCUCUGUCCAAUUUCAUCUUCACUUAAAAACUCAAAUUGCUCCCAAAACAGCAGUAGAGGACUCAAAUGUUCUGGUUCACAGCUAGUGAACGGCCCAGACUCCUGUUCUGGGCGAGUGGAGCUCCAGUACCUCAGUGAGUGGGGUACAGUGUGUGAUGUAAGCUGGGAUAUGAGAGCUGCCAGUGUCCUCUGUGCUCAGCUGAAGUGUGGGAGUGCUGUGGCUGUGUUGGGGUCAGACUGGUUUGGGGAGGGGAGUGGCCGGAUCUGGGCUGAUGUGUUUGAUUGUCAGGGGAACGAAACACACCUGUCAAAAUGUCCCAUUACAUCAUGGAGUCGAACUGCAUGCUCUCAUAAACAGGAUGCUGGAGUUAUCUGCAGUGAUUCUUCUCUGGCGUCUCAUGAGGGUGGAGUGAGGUUGUCUGGAGGGAUGGAGUGUGAGGGGGGGGUGGAGGUGUUCUUCAGGCAGGACUGGAGGAGAGUUCUGCUGGACUCCUGGAGUGAGUCUGAGGUCUCUGUGGUCUGCAGACAGCUGGGCUGUGGUUCUGUACUCAAUAUCUCCAACUCCUCUUCAUCCAGUCCUGAACACAGCUACAUGUGUGUGAAGGGUUUCAACUGCUCUGGGAGUGAAGCUCAUCUGAGGAACUGCAGCAGCUCACAAGAAGUUAACUGCAGCUCCACAGAACAGCUCUACAUCACCUGCUCUGCCAUCAGGCUGGUUGGUUCUGGGGGAGACUGUGCAGGAAGGCUGGAGGUUUUCCACAGUGGAUCAUGGGGGACAGUGAGUGAUGAAUUGUGGGGUAUUGAGGAUGCGCAGGUGGUCUGCAGACAGCUGCAGUGUGGAGUGGCCCUCAGUGAUCCAGUACCAGUACCAGCCCGGUUUGGAUCUGGAACUGGACCCAUAUGGCUGAAUGAGGUGGAGUGUGAGGGGAACGAGGCGUCUCUAAUGAACUGCAGUUAUCAGCUGUGUGGAGAGGAUGAAUGUGGACACAAGGAUGAUGUAGGAGUCGUGUGCUCAGAGUAUAAAGAGAUCAGACUGACUGAGGGCUGUGAGGGGAAUCUGGAGGUGUUCUAUAAUGGAACAUGGGGGAAUGUGUGUGAAAAUGGGAUGAAUGAAGAAACAGUUAGUUUAGUCUGUCAGGAGCUGAACUGUGGAAGAACUGGAAGUGAGAGCUGGGCCAAAGCAAGAGUGGAAUCAGCUCCUAACUGGUUGGAUAAUGUGAAAUGUAGGAAACAUGACUCCACUCUUUUUCACUGUCCUUCUUCUUCCUGGGGACAGAACACAUGUAAUAGUAACAAUGAGGUGGCUCAGAUUACAUGCUCAGAAGAUGGAAAUCCACAAAAUACUCAUCGAGCAUGCUUUCUAUCUCCAGACCAGAAAAAAUGCUCAAAUCACCUGCCUCUCAAACUGAGGGGAGGAGAGGGAAGCUGUUCUGGAUGGCUGGAGGUGUAUCAUAAUGCUGAGUGGGGGUCUGUAUGUGGUGAUCUGUGGGACAUCAGGGAUGCUCAGGUGGUCUGCAGGCAGCUGGGUUGUGGGCCGGCGCUGAGUGCUAAUAGAAGUGCUGCUGUUGGUUCUGGUGGAGGAACUAUCUGGAUGAACAGAGUGAAGUGUAAAGGGAAUGAGAUUCACCUGUGGGACUGUCCUCAUUCCCUGAAGAUCCACACUGACUGCUCCCACAGCGCUGGAGUCACCUGUGCAGACAGACCCGUACCUACAACUACAACACCCAUAACAACAACCACGACCUCCACCACCACAGUUGUUCAGACAGUGAAGAGAACAGACCCUCCUCCACAAACUCCUCCACCAGCUGUUCCCUACAUCUAUCCAGUGUCUCUUCUGGUUCUGGGAUCUGUGCUCUUCCUGGCCUUAGUGCUUCUGGUUGUGCUGUUUUAUCAGAACAGAGUGCUCAGGAGAGUGAACUCUAAGAGGAGGAGGAGGAAGACUCUGCCUGAGGACAUCUAUGAGGAGAUCGACCCGAGAUACGUCACCACCAGAAAUUAUUCAACUCAGAGGAAAAGGAUACUCUCUGAAGAUCAACAAUCAGGAUAUGAGGAUGUGGAUGAGGAGCUUUUCUCAGGAAGCAUCCUCUCUGAAGAUCAGCAUUCAGGAUAUGAGGAUGUGGAUGAGGAGCUUCUCUCAGAAAAGUCUUUGAUUGGAGUAAAGACAGAAUAUUAUGAUGAUGUCAUCACCACUGAUCUGAUAAGUGAAGCAGAAAAGGAGGACACAGCAGAGAGCUAUGAUGAUGUCAUCACAGGUGAUCUAAAGAGUGAUGCAGAAAAAGAGGAGUUAGCAGAGAGCUAUGAUGAUGUUAUCACUGCUGAGCAGAUCCCUGAUAGUGAAGCAGAUGAUGCUGCAGAGAAUUAUGAUGAUGUCCUCAGUGUUGAUCAGAAGUCAGCUGAUGUAACAGAAGACGUGUCAGAUAACUAUGAUGAUGCUGUUCCCACUGAACCAAACUCCACCAUUAUGACCAGGGAAACACCAGUGGACUAUGAUGAUGUCAUUACUGCUGAACAGGACGUGGGAGGAGUUAAAGAUUAUGAAGAUGUGAAGGAGGAGCCUCAGACAGAGAUGAAUCAUGUGACUGAGAGACCACACCCACUGUCCUUCCUCAGGAAAUUACAUUCAAACCUCUUCAGACACAACAAAGCUAAGCUUUAUUUCAAACAACUCUACCAAUGUGUUUCUCUAUAUCUGCUCUUCUGCUGUACACAGUUUAAAUAUAAUUCAAAUACACACACAGGUCAGCCUUCUAGACUUGCUGAUGGUUUCCACCUGUGCUCUGGAAGAGUCGAGGUGUAUGUGAAGACUUGGGAAACAGUUUGUGAUGCUGACUUUGACCAGGAAGAUGCAAAAGUUUUGUGUCGAGAGCUGGGCUGUGGUUCUCCUGUGGAGGUUCUGGGAGCAGCUGCUUUUGGUAGAGGGGAGGGUCAUGUGUGGUCAGAGGAGCUUCAGUGUAGAGGAAACGAAUCUCAGAUUCACUUCUGCCCAAAAUCACCUUCACUCAAACGCAACUGCUCCCAUGAUAAUGAUGUGGGACUGGUCUGUUCUGGUCACACUCAGGCUUGGCUGAUGAACGGCUCAGACUCCUGUUCUGGUCGAGUGGAGCUCCAGUACCUCAGUGAGUGGGGUACAGUGUGUGAUGUAAGCUGGGAUAUGAGAGCUGCCAGUGUCCUCUGUGCUCAGCUGAAGUGUGGGAGUGCUGUGGCUGUGUUGGGGUCAGACUGGUUUGGGGAGGGGAGUGGCCGGAUCUGGGCUGAUGUGUUUGAUUGUCAGGGGAAUGAAACACACCUGUCAAAAUGUCCCAUUUCAUCAUGGAGUCGAACUGCAUGCGCUCAUAUACAGGACGUUGGACUUAUCUGCAGUGGUUCUUCUCUGGCGUCUCAUGAGGGUGCAGUGAGAUUGUCUGGGGGGAUGGAGUGUGAGGGGGAGGUGGAGGUGUUCUUCAGGCAGGACUGGAGGAGAGUUCUGCUGGACUCCUGGAGUCAGUCUGAGUCCUCUGUGGUCUGCAGACAGCUGGGCUGUGGUUCUGUACUCAACAUCUCCAGCUCCUCUUCAUCCAGUCCUGAACACAGCUACAUGAAUGUGACAGGUUUCAACUUCUCUGGGAGUGAAGCUCAUCUGAGGAACUGCAGCAGCUCACAAGCAGUUAACUGCAGCUCCACAGAACAGCUCUACAUCACCUGCUCUGGUAAGUUUAACCGGGUCCACAGCUCCAUCAGGCUGGUUGGUUCUGGGGAAGGCUGUGCAGGAAGGCUGGAGGUUUUCCACAAUGGAUCGUGGGGGACAGUGAGUGAUGAAUUGUGGGAUAUUGAUGAUGCGCAGGUGGUCUGCAGACAGCUGCAGUGUGGAGUGGCCCUCAGUGCUCCAGUACCAGCCCGGUUUGGAUCUGGAACUGGACCCAUAUGGCUGAAUGAGGUGGAGUGUGAGGGGAACGAGGCGUCUCUGUGGAACUGCAGAUAUCAGCUGUGUGGAGAGGAUGAAUGUGGACACAAGGAUGAUGUAGGAGUCGUCUGCUCAGAGUAUAAAGAGAUUCGCCUGACUGAGGGCUGUGAGGGGAAUCUGGAGGUGUUCUAUAAUGGAACCUGGGGGAAUGUGUGUGUAAAUGGGAUGACGGAUGAAACAGUGAAUCUGAUCUGUCGAGAGCUGAACUGUGGAAGAUCUGGGAGUGAGAGAGCUACCAAGGCAAGAGUGGAAUCAGCUCCUAACUGGCUGGAUGAUGUGAAAUGUAGGAAACAUGACUCCACUCUGUGGCACUGUCCAUCUUCUCUUUGGGAUAAAAACGAAUGUGACAAAAAUAAUGAGGUGUCUCGGAUUACCUGCUCAGCAUCCCAAAACCAGCCUCAGAGUCAAAGAAUAUGCUCUUCAUCUCGCUACCAAAAAUUCUGUUCAGAUCACCUGCCUCUUAGACUGAAGGGAGGAGCGGGAAGCUGCUCUGGAUGGCUGGAGGUGUAUUAUAAUAAAACACCAGGGUCUGUAUGUGGUGAUCUGUGGGACAUCAGGCAUGCUCAGGUGGUCUGCAGGCAGCUGGGUUGUGGGCCGGCGCUGAGUGCUAAUACAAGUGCUGCUGAUGGUUCUGGUGGAGGAACUAUCUGGAUGAACAGAGUGAAGUGUAGAGGGAAUGAGAUUCACCUGUGGGACUGUCCUCAUUCCCUGAAGAACCACACUGACUGUUCCCACAGUGCUGGAGUCACCUGUGCAGACACACCCGUGCCUACAACUACAACACCCAUAGCAACAACCACCACCUCCACCACCACAGUUAUUCAGACAGUGAAGAGAACAGACCCUCCUCCACAAACUCCUCCACCAGCUGUUCCCUCCAUCUAUCCAGUGUCUCUCCUGGUUCUGGGAUCUGUGCUCUUCCUGGCCUUAGUGCUUCUGGUUGUGCUGUUUUAUCAGAACAGAGUGCUCAGGAGAGUGAUCUCUAAGAGGAGGAGGAAGACUCUGCCUGAGGACAUCUAUGAGGAGAUCGACCCCAGAUACGUCACCACCAGAAAUUAUUCAACUCAGCGGAGAAGAAUGCUCUCUGAAGGUCAACAAUCAGGAUAUGAGGAUGUGGAUGAGGAGCUUCUCUCAGGAAGUAUCCUCUCUGAAGAUCAGCAUUCAGGAUAUGAGGAUGUGGAUGAGGAGCUUCUCUCAGAAAAGUCUUUGAUUGGAGUAAAGACAGAAUAUUAUGAUGAUGUCAUCAUCAGUGAUCUGAUAAGUGAAGCAGAAAAGGAGGAUACAGCAGAGAGCUAUGAUGAUGUCAUCACAGGUGAUGCAGAAAAAGAGGAGUUAGCCGAGAGCUAUGAUGAUGUCAUCACUGCUGAGCAGAUCCCUGAUAGUGAAGCAGAUGAUGCCGCAGAGAAUUAUGAUGAUGUCAUCAGUGUUGAUCAGAAGUCAGCUGAUGUAACAGAAGACGUGUCAGAUAACUAUGAUGAUGCUGUUCCCACUGAACCAAACUCCACCAUUAUGACCAGGGAAACACCAGUGGACUAUGAUGAUGUCAUUACUGCUGAACAGGACGUGGGAGGAGUUAAAGAUUAUGAAGACGUGAAGGAGGAGCCUCAGACAGAGAUUAAUCAUGUGACUGAGAGACCACACCCACUGUCCUUCCUCAGGAAAUUACAUUCAAACCUCUUCAGACACAACAAAUGAUCUGUUAUAGAUCAAAGUUCAUACAUGCAAAAAUAUUUAGUUUAUUCAAGCUUUUAAAAUGUGUUUAUUUUUAUGUUUUUAUCUUUAUGAAAACUUUUGUUGCCUUAAAAGCUGCAAAAUGAAUCAUAGUUUAAAACUCUGAUAGUGUUUUUUGUGUUUAUAAUGGUAAAGUAGAGAAAUAUGUUUUGGUAAGAAAUUAAUUAGUUUAAGAGGAUCCUCUGUUGAUCCUCUGUUGGUGAGAGAUAACUUUUUGAUCAGUGUUGAUUUUUUAAAUCAGCAGCUUUUUGUGUUUUUUUUUUAUCAAACACUCAAAUACAAACUGAAGGAUUGAUUGGUGAUUAUCAUGUACUUAAUAUUCUAAUUAUUUAAUUAACUAAUCAUAAAAAUAAGUGCCUGUUGAUUUUAUUUGCAUAUUUGUUUAUAGUGAUAAAAUAAACUAAAAAUAAAAGUCUUGCUUUCAAGACUUAUCAAUGCAAUCCUAAAAGAAUAUGGUACAGUUAUGUAAAGGUUCUGUGACAUAUACUUGACAGUGACUUGAACUUCAGUGAAAAGUGUUUAUUUUAAGGAUUGUACUUUUUUUUAAUAUAUAUAUAUAAUGCUAUUUUCCAAU
Messenger RNA from Astyanax mexicanus (Mexican tetra), 7099 nucleotides. RefSeq names its product antigen WC1.1-like. The coding region runs from base 70 to 6489 and encodes 2139 amino acids. The transcript has 40 exons. The record is from RefSeq and is a predicted model, not a curated record. Gene Ontology annotation, cellular component: membrane. Lineage: Eukaryota; Metazoa; Chordata; Actinopteri; Characiformes; Acestrorhamphidae.